Alternaria infectoria is the source of this 711-nucleotide messenger RNA. RefSeq lists its product as uncharacterized. The transcript is spliced from 2 exons. Gene Ontology annotation, molecular function: protein binding. The record is from RefSeq and is a predicted model, not a curated record. The coding region runs from base 1 to 711 and encodes 236 amino acids. NCBI's taxonomy places the organism in Eukaryota, Fungi, Ascomycota, Dothideomycetes, Pleosporales, Pleosporaceae.
AUGCUCAAUCCACGUGGGAAAGUUAUGGCAAGGCCAAUUCCAAAUCUUGAGCGGGCCUUGAUGGUAGCGGCUCAGAAUGGCCACGCUGCUGUUGUGACCGCACUACUUGCUUUUGCAACAGAGCUUGACCUUUCCCUCUCCGAUAUCAUGGAUAGAGAUGUCGUCAACAAGGCCAUCGACGGUGGCCACGCCGCUGUCAUCCAGGCACUAGGCGCCGCCUACCCGAAGGUCAUCGAGAUCCGCAUCGGCCACGGCCACCAGCGGCCACUCUACGAGGCCGUGAGGCGAAGGAAACCAGAUGUAGCUGCCGCGUUGCUCGAACUUGGAGCAGAUCCGUUGCAUCCCGUUGCGCCGGGCUACAGGAAACUCGGAAACUUCCGCUCGUCUCUGAUGUCUUUCGCUGCCAUGAAUGAGGGUCCGCGCACGACUGAGAUGCUGUUGGAGCGCGGUACGCCUAUAGCGGGUACUGCUGCGUUGCAUACCGCUGCAAGCUUCGGUCAGCUCGAUACUAUGCGACUGCUGAUAAAGCAUGGCGCAGAUGUGGAGGAGGUUGUUCCGGGCUGGAAGGGUAGGACGCCGAUGCAUUUCGCCGCUUGGACUGGCAAAGUCGAUGCCAUGAAACUGCUAGAGGAACAUGGCGCACGCAUAAACUCGAAGGACGAGGAUGGAAAGACGCCUAAGCAACUGCUGGGCGCGCGGCAUGCUGCUUAG